AUGUCUGUCAUAGUGGACUUGCGGCUGGGCAACUGGAAAGCUCAACAGCUUAUAAAUUCAACAAAGGAAACCACUGCCAAAACAAAACACGAGGCCGAUACAAUUCUGUUGGAUAUUCAGAAUAUCUACUACCAGCAUAAACAUCUGAACCGAGAAAUUGACCAGUGCGAAAGUUUUGUCUCUAAGCAUGAACAACUGGAUCUAGUCCCCUUAGAACAGUUUUUAGAAGAGAACCCACAUCUGAAGGAGGAACAUGACAAAAACCCGGCAUCUCGUAAUGUAAAUCAUAUGAUCACUCUAGAACGACUUAAAGACGAAGAAAAGCGACGACUGGAACUUUUCGUCACCAAAACCAGACUUCAUGAAACACGCAACAAAUUGAAUCUUGAAAUCAAGUCGCUGCGCGAUGGUUUGGAUGAUGUCAAGGCCUAUGAGACACAACUCAAACGUCUGAAAAAUGAGACCGACCAGCUGCGCAAGCUCGUUUAUGAGCAUUGA
This is a messenger RNA of Sugiyamaella lignohabitans, 498 nucleotides long. RefSeq lists its product as uncharacterized. The transcript has a single exon. The coding region runs from base 1 to 498 and encodes 165 amino acids. Lineage: Eukaryota; Fungi; Ascomycota; Dipodascomycetes; Dipodascales; Trichomonascaceae. Gene Ontology annotation, biological process: mRNA export from nucleus; positive regulation of DNA-templated transcription, elongation. Gene Ontology annotation, molecular function: mRNA binding. The record is from RefSeq and is a predicted model, not a curated record. Gene Ontology annotation, cellular component: THO complex part of transcription export complex.